Molecule: messenger RNA, 3582 nt
Organism: Neolamprologus brichardi
Lineage: Eukaryota; Metazoa; Chordata; Actinopteri; Cichliformes; Cichlidae
Gene: gnaz
Product: guanine nucleotide binding protein (G protein), alpha z polypeptide
Biological process (GO): adenylate cyclase-modulating G protein-coupled receptor signaling pathway
Cellular component (GO): cytoplasm; heterotrimeric G-protein complex
Molecular function (GO): GTP binding; G-protein beta/gamma-subunit complex binding; G protein-coupled receptor binding
Source: RefSeq, a predicted model, not a curated record
CCGUCUCUGACACACUCAAACACACGCAUAUACACACCCUCCACCCCCAUCGCUGCAGUGUCUCAACUGCCUUGAAGCAAACAAGAGAGGAUAUAGAACACAGACGUUAAUGAGAGCGAGAGAGAGAGAGAGAAAGAGGGCCGCGGGAAGAGAGAGAUGUAUAUGUGAAUGUUUCACCCUGUGAACAUGAGGAAGGCAUGAAGAUGGAGCAGCAGGACUAAAGGUGGCUUGUACAGAGCCUUUCUCACCCUGCAAGGGCUUGUCUGCAGUAUCCUUUGUAAAUGGAUGCUGGCUUGUGAACACGAUUUGGAGGCCUUCAGUUGACUGGGAUAUCUCACCACAGGAAGACCAAGCAAAACAGGCCAAAGAUACAACUUUGGUGGAUGAUUUCAGAGGCUGAAGAAGGGCAAAACACUGCAAGAGCCAUGUGGGAAGAGAGUGAAAGGGGUUUGCUAUUUGCUCGCAUCAAGCCUAAACACUUUCUCUACUGACAUACACUGAACGUUCCUGAACGUUUCCUCCAGAACAUUUCCUCAGGGGGAGCCCCUGCUAUGAACCCCAGGCUUCAGUAGGCAGUCAGACCUCAGAGCCAGCCACUGUGUGGGCAUCCCACAAGUCUGGGUUCUGCCCACACAGAACUCACAGACUGCCCCUGAACAAAAAGCAUGAAACACUCCUGAGUCACUCGUCAGUGUGGUAGCUUUCCUGUCUUGUCCUCAACUAGUCUAUUGUGAAAUCUCUUCUUUCUCGAUCUCUGAAGGCUCGUACACACAAAACCCCCUCUUCAAUCCUUCUACCGCCACAUAUUCAGUCACCACUUCAUUACUAUUUGCUUCCCCAUCAAGUAGCAGCACGAGUUCCUUUGGGUUUACCACGUGGUGGAGGACCAUGGGAUGCCGUCAGAGCUCGGAGGAGAAGGAAGCGGCCCGGCGCUCGCGGCGGAUCGACCGCCACUUGCGCUCAGAGAGUCAGCGGCAGCGGCGUGAGAUCAAACUGUUGUUGCUGGGCACCAGCAACUCUGGCAAGAGCACCAUAGUCAAACAGAUGAAGAUCAUCCACAGUGGAGGCUUCAAUCUGGAAGCCUGCAAGGAGUACAAGCCACUCAUCUUGUACAAUGCCAUCGACUCUCUCACCCGCAUCAUCCGUGCUCUCAGCACUCUUAAAAUUGACUUUCACAAUCCUGACCGCGCCUAUGAUGCUGUGCAGCUCUUUGCCCUUACAGGGCCAGCUGAGAGCAAGGGGGAGAUUACUCCAGAGCUGCUAGGGGUAAUGAAACGUCUGUGGGCAGACUCAGGGGUCCAGGAGUGCUUUCAACGAUCCAAUGAAUACCACUUAGAGGACAACACUGCCUACUACCUAAAUGACCUGGACCGCAUUUCUGCACCCGAGUACAUCCCCACGGUUGAGGACAUCCUACGAUCCCGUGACAUGACCACUGGGAUUGUGGAGAACAAGUUCACCUUCAAGGAGCUCACCUUCAAGAUGGUAGACGUGGGCGGACAGCGUUCGGAGAGAAAGAAGUGGAUUCAUUGCUUCGAGGGCGUGACAGCAAUCAUUUUCUGUGUUGAGCUAAGCGGCUAUGACCUCAAACUCUACGAGGACAACCAGACGAGCCGUAUGGCCGAGAGCUUGCGUCUGUUCGACUCCAUCUGCAACAACAACUGGUUCACCAACACGUCGCUCAUCCUCUUCCUCAACAAGAAGGACCUGUUGGCUGAGAAGAUAAAACGCAUUCCCCUGACAGUGUGCUUCCCCGAUUACAAAGGUCAAAACACCUACGAGGAGGCAGCUGUCUAUGUGCAACGGCAGUUCGAGGACCUCAACCGCAACAAGGAGACCAAGGAGAUCUAUUCGCACUUCACCUGUGCCACCGACACCAGCAACAUCCAGUUCGUGUUUGAUGCUGUCACGGACGUGAUCAUCCAGAACAAUCUGAAAUACAUUGGGCUAUGCUAGGACCUGACACGGGUGGGGUGGGGUGGUGGUAGGGGGUGAAAAGCGGGCUGCCGUUAGCCUGCCGCGAGGCUGGAUAAACAAAGGCAUGUUAGCCUGCCGGGCAGUUUAUCUCUUUGAAGAGGGGGCAACAGAGGACUGGAAAGGAAAUGAGUUAGUAAGACAGUGAGGGAUGGACAAUACUGUAGAUUCAAGUGUUUCAAUGGAAACAACAGAGCUGAUGGUCCAUGGUUGAGGUGGGAUUUCUACCCUACAUGUUUGCACUGAAUAUGAGUAUGCAGAGACACCCAAACACAUGCACACCAACACGCAUCCUUAUAGUUUGCUCACACGUGCGAUCUUCAGUCAGACACUGGUUUGACAAGGCAACACUGGAAAAUUUUUAGAAAGCUGCCCCCAACUGCCUGUCAAACCUGAAACCUGAGUCAGUUAAUGCUGCUUAAUUGAAAAUAAUUUCUGCAGAAUCAAUGCUCUCUUUUGGCUUUUUACCCAAACAAUAGUAAACGGCGAGGGCACCUGAGGAGACACAGAUAUAGAGACAGAGAGAAAGCCUGUAUUUCUGGGGAAACAAGAAGUCAGUAAACAUGACGUCACAGGUUUUCUGUCUAAAAGAGGAAACUGCCACAGUCUAAAGUCGAAGUGAAAUAUGUUUUCUACGCACCAUUUCUGUUCUUUCCUUAUCAGCUGUCUGUUGUUGUUCUUUUCCUCUCUUUCUUUUAUCUUUUUGCGCUUUAAAAAAAAAAGAAAAGAAAAAAAGAACAUGUCUCUCAAACCAGCUUUUACAGCAGGUCCCUGACUCAAUACCAGGAGUAUGUUACACUCGGAAGAGUCAAAAGUAUUUUUCAUUACUGUUUCCAGCAAGAGACAAAAAAAAAAGCAGUGCCAAGAUCAGUUUGUAAAUAAAUCUGGAUCCCAUCCUUUAUGUUAAUUUUUUUUUCUUUUUUUUGGUUUAGUUUUUAUGGAUGAAGACAUUAAAUCAUGCAUGAUUUUGUUACUUUGGGAUACUAAUAUAUUUUCUUUGGGAUUAUGUUCCUCUUUUCCUAGGUUCUAAAUAAUAUAUUCCCAAAAAUAUAUAUUAAAGUCAAACACUGUGUACGAUUGUACAGUUGUCAGAGAGGAAUCUAUUGAAAAGAGUUAUAUAAAUAUAAUAAUGAUGAUCAGAAUUUUUAUGGUGACAAUGCUAACGGCGAUGAUGAAUAUACUGGUGAUGAAGAUAAUCUCACUACAGAAGCUUGGGGGUGAAAGGGGAGACUGUAGAAGAACCUGAAAACAAAGAAGCAAACUUUCAAAGUUCAAUCAUCCUUGCAUUAUCUAAAUGGAAAUUGUUAAACCAGUCAGUCAGUAUGAUGUGUAAAUAUACUGUAAGGUACACUCUUUGUUCAAACAACAUGAAAAAUAACGGUUGAGUUGGGAUGCUGUGAGUGCGAUAAAGAGAGAGUGAGAGACAGAGGAGGAAGAUCCCACUCCACUCCUCCUCUUACCCUUUCUUUUUUUAGUUCAGAGAACAACUCAGCCAAGGGCUUGACUUUACAGGAUGUCCACUUCAACAACAGACUAAAACGAUGAAACAAACAAACAAAAAAAGACGUAUAAAAGGACAAUAACUAUUAAUAAAACAACUUAUGCAAA